AACAAAGACCUAUGGAGUUGAGACAACAACCUCAUUGGGUUUUCCGCAGCUUUUUUAUUUAUAGCUUCCCUCUCUUGUCGUUGCAGGUUGCUACAUACUUUAUCAUUUCUCUUCAGCUCAAAAACACCACCACCACCAUGCUCUCUUUUGCUUUAUCUUCUCACCUAGUCACCACCUCUUACUAUGUCUGAAUCUGCAUUUUGACUAACACCCUUUUUGGAACACCACCACCACCACCAUUCUCUGUGGAUUCUGCACCAUAAGAAUCUCACCCUCUUGCAAAAACAACCACAACAGCAAAAAAGUUUCCAUUUUUAUUUCAUUUCCUCACAGGAGAGAGGAAACAGCUAGUGUUUGUCUUGUUUCUGAUUUUGAAACCAAGAUGGCACCUUGUUUGGUUUUCUCCAUCAUCAAUGCCUUAAGAUUCAUUUUUCUCACUUUCUGUGUUGUCCCAUUUUUACCUUCUGCUUCUGGCUGCAAUGCCUGUCAUUGUCAUCCUCAACAGACAUUGCCUCUUAUGGGUUGAAGAAUGUGGGGCUUUGAGGUUUGGGGAGAUCUUGGAAUAUUGUCCUUGAAAGUUUUCAGCUUUUGAGUGUUUUUCCAGAAUCCCCUUGGUGGUCGAGAUGCAAUUAGAUUUUCUGCAAAAUGGAAUGGAUUUCUCUCCAGGAAAAAGUCUGGAUGGGAGUUUCAGGAAGUCUAGCUCUGUUAUUUCUACUAGUAAUGUCUCUGAGACCUCAGGAAUGAGCAAGUUUGUUCCUAUAUCCAGAAGAGUUUUAAAGGGGCUCAAGGAAUAUGGAAGGAAACUGGUUGACCUGGAGUUAUUCACACAGUAUCUUGAGGAAUGGGUCUUGGAGAAUCUAAAUGGUGAUUCAGCAGAUGGGUCUCAAAGUUUUAGUUCUCCCUUCACGAUUGAUGAGUUGCGCAAGCUUGAUUUGGCAUUAGAGGGGGUUCCAUUUCAGCAAUUGGUUCGUAUGCCAAUCCUCUCUGAGGUUUCUGAUGACUAUUUGGAAGAUCAGUAUCUAGCAGCAGAAGAUUUCCUUCACGCCAUCAUCAUUGGCCUUUGGCGUACAUUUUGGCAUAAAAGUGGACCACUGCCAUUAUGUGUCUCCUGCCCCUCUCAUGUUGGUUCUAAGUUCAGCAGUGUGGAGAAAGCAAUGUCAAGGGGAAGGUUGAAGGAAAUGCGCGGCUUAGCUCUAAUAUCAAAAAAUGAGAGUGAUUUGAGAUUCAAAUGGGAUCAGGUGGUAGAGUUUGCCUUAUUCAAGCCAGAAGUAAUCUUGGACAAUGUUUUGAGAGUGUCAGCCAGUACUAUUUGUGAAGCUCUCUUUUAUGGCUUCCAUGUUCUCGUUUCGCGCAGUUUGAGCAAGAUAAGUUCAAUUAACAGUGAUUCUGUUUUUCUGCUAGUUCUUGAUUCUAAGUGUGGCACGGUGAUGAAGCUCAGUGGUGACCUUGGCAAACUUGAUUUGCUAAAUUCAAGCAAUCCAUAUCUGUCUGUGGCUGAAUGGAUAAAAACUCAUGCUGAAAUUUGUGUCACCCGGGCGGAACCAAUAUGGAACAGAUUGGGAAAUGCCAAAUGGGGGGAUAUAGGAACUCUGCAGAUACUAUUGGCAACUUUCUACUCUAUUGCCCAGUGGAACGGACCGCCACGAAAAUCAGUUGCCUCAUUAAUCUCAGAUCACAGCCUUCGCCUUCAGAAGCGCCGGACAGAAUGCUGCAUCGUUGAGACUGAAAAUGCACUGAUUCCUUAUCAUGGUGCAGGAGAGAUUGUUGAACUUGACCAAAAUGAGUUCUUUUCCAAAAAUCGAGCCUCACGUCUGAAGCUGAAGCACGGCGACAUAUUGGUCUUGGAUGAUCCGCAGCAGGGUCAGAAAAGUUUCCAAAUUCAUGAAUCUUUGGUCGGAGGGAACUACUAUCUCUAUGGUUCAGUGUGUCUUGAUCAUCCUUCAGAGUUAUUGUCUUUAUAUGUAGGUGCUCAUCCAUCUAGACUUGAGCCUUCUUGGGAGGAUAUGAGCCUCUGGUAUCAAGUGCAACGUCAAACAAAAGUGCUAAACAUUUUGAGGAAUCAAGGAAUCUUGAGCAAACAUUUACCCGAAAUUGUUGCCUCAGGUAAGAUUGUACAUUCCGGUCCUUGCAAGAAAGAAAGCCCUGGAGGAAAGUGUGAUCAUCCAUGGUGCGGCACUCCGAUUCUGGUGACAUCUCCGGUAGGGGAGCCACUAACAUCUGUAAUUGCUCAUGAGGGGACAUUUUCUGCUGAUGAAGCAACGCGCUUAUGCCGAGACUGUCUCGCCGCUCUCAGAAGCGCAGCUGUGGCUAAUGUCCAGCAUGGUGAUAUCUGUCCAGAGAACAUAAUACGUGUUGACGAAAGACAAGGAGUUGCAAAUAACCAAGCAAUGUAUGUCCCGAUAUCUUGGGGGCGCGCCGUGUUGGAAGAUAGGGAUAGCCCUGCUAUAAACUUGCAAUUCUCAUCAUCUCAUGCACUUCAGCAUGGGAAGCUGUGUCCAUCUUCUGAUGCUGAAAGCAUUGUCUACAUUCUUUAUUUUAUCUGUGGAGGGACCAUGAGUCAACAAGAUUCUAUUGAGUCUGCUUUGCAAUGGAGAGAGCGAAGCUGGGCGAAGCGCGUGAUCCAGCAACAUCUUGGUCAGGUUUCUGCUCUCUUGAAAGCAUUUGCUGAUUAUGUUGAUAGCCUUUGUGGAACUCCAUACCCUGUUGACUAUGAUAUAUGGUUGAAGAGGCUGAACAAGGCUGUGGAAGGAUCAGCAGAUAAAGGUAAAAUGAUUGAAGAAAUGGCGGUAACUUUGAGAUUAGAAGAUGCUGCAGAGUCUUCAGGAGCUUCUGGCUCUUGACUUGAUGCUGGUAGGGCUGGUUUUGGUGCUUUAUUUUUGUAAAUUGCAAUUUGGGAAUUCAAAUGCAUUGUUAGGACUUCAGGUUCUUAGUUUAUUGUUUUGGUAUCUUCAUCGCGGCAAGGUAUAUUUUGGAGUGUUUACUGGGUUUUUUGUCUGAUUAAAAUUUUAAACACAAUUCAUUGGACCUGGCUGGGAGCAUCCAUUCGACCUGACUAUUUAGAGGUUAAAGCUAGUGCAUUUGUACACUUGGCUUUAGCUUCUUCCUGUGGUCAAUUUUGUGAUGAAAUGCUUAGGUUUCUGAGUGUGUUCAUAUAGAUGUUGGGUGAUUGUAAACCAGCUUUUGCCCAAUCCAACCUCUCACAUCGGUUGGCUUUUAAUGUUGGGUGACUGUGUACUACACUUGGCACGUCUUCCUUGCAACUUGAAAGCAUCCAUUGGACCUGACAAAUCACAAAUCGAGAGGUUAAAGCUAGUUCAUUAAGUUAAGGUUUCAGCUUCUUCCAAAGGUAGAUGUUGUGAUGAAAUUUUUAGGUUUCUUUGUAUAAAACUCUAAUACACUCCAAAGAGAACUUUUAUAGCAGUUAUUGCCUUCACUUUUUCAAGAUGUUAAUGAUUAGUAUAAAUAUUCUCUAAA
This is a messenger RNA of Lotus japonicus, 3474 nucleotides long. RefSeq lists its product as uncharacterized. NCBI's taxonomy places the organism in Eukaryota, Viridiplantae, Streptophyta, Magnoliopsida, Fabales, Fabaceae. The record is from RefSeq and is a predicted model, not a curated record. The transcript has 3 exons. Bases 624 to 2840 code for a protein of 738 amino acids.